Myotis brandtii (Brandt's bat) is the source of this 5995-nucleotide messenger RNA. RefSeq names its product neural precursor cell expressed, developmentally down-regulated 4, E3 ubiquitin protein ligase (gene NEDD4). The record is from RefSeq and is a predicted model, not a curated record. Lineage: Eukaryota; Metazoa; Chordata; Mammalia; Chiroptera; Vespertilionidae. The coding region runs from base 454 to 4428 and encodes 1324 amino acids. Gene Ontology annotation, molecular function: ubiquitin protein ligase activity; sodium channel inhibitor activity; protein binding. Gene Ontology annotation, biological process: regulation of dendrite morphogenesis; receptor internalization; ubiquitin-dependent protein catabolic process. The transcript has 25 exons.
CGUAGUUAAAUGUUCAUUUAAUAGAGCUGGAGUGAAAAAAAAUACUGUUUCAACUGGAAAUGCUAGAAGAUUGUUGUUCUUGUGUUACUCAUUCAUGCAAAUUGGAGAAGGUAUAAUUGAAACAAGGUUGGCAGUGUGCGAGGCAGUGUGCUUGCUGCAGCUGAGCUCAGCUGAAAGGUCGCUGGAAAUCAAGUGCUUUGUAACUGAAGGCAUUUUGACUACAAGCAAUUCAAGACAUUUUGGAAGCGGCAGUCUCAGGAAUGGGUCGUCUUUUUCUUUCCGUGAUAUCUGGUAUCUAAUGUUUUACUUAGGAUAAAGCCUACUACUUGAGAGCCCUUUCAGGCACCACAAAUGAUUUUUUCUUUCGACGCAGUGCAGCUGCUUCUAGCCUGUCUACCGACAGAGAUCUUUGUUAUGACUUUCAGCCCUUAACAUGUUUGGAAAUGAGAACAAAUGGCACAAAGCUUACGAUUGCACUUUGCAGCCAGAAGAAGCAAUACUUUUCCCCUGUCAGAAACCUCCGGAGAUGAUCUGGAUAGCGAUGCUCACAUGGGCUUCAAACGACCCACGCGGAUUUCAACGUCGAACGUCGUUCAGAUGAAGCUGACUCCCAGACAGACUGCACUGGCUCCGUUAAUAAAGGAAAACGUGAAGUCUCAGGAGAGAUCAUCUGCUCCUUCACCUGAAAAUGUUAAUAAAAAGAGCAGCUGCCUCCAGAUUUCACUGCAGCCAACCAGGUACGGUAGCUGUCUUCAGUCCAGCAGUGCCUUAGCCGAUGGGGAGGAUGCUCCGUUUGCCUGUGUCCUGAAGGAUGGCCUGUACAGCAGUGCUGUGGUUGAUAAUGAACUGAGUGCUGUGAAUGAUGAUAGCUUUUUGAGCAGCCCUGCCAUUUGCAGCGGUAGCCUUAGUAACUUUUCGACCAGUGAAAAUGGGUCUUACAACAGCAACGGCAGUGAUUAUGGGUCGUGCGCCAGUAUCACAAGUGGAGGCUCGUACACCAACAGUCUCGUCAGCGACAGCAGUGGUUACACUUUUCCGCCAACGGAUGAGACGUUUUUUGGUGGAAAUUUCUCUUCGGACGGCACCUCCAAUAGAAGUGUGCCCAACAGGAAUAUUACUCCGUGUGAAAUUUUCUCAAGAAGUACAAGCACAAUUCCUUUUGUCGAGGAUGACGUGGAGCAUGGACUCGAGAUUAUGACAUUGUCAGUGGGCAAAGACUCGAAAAUUCCACUAAAACGUUGUUCAUCCUUAGUCAUUUUUCCUCGGAGUCUUUCAAAUACCCCACCAACUUCUCCAACAAGUACGGGUACGCUUCCAAGCAAAGGAUCCUAUCAAACCUCACACCAGUUUAUUAUUUCUCCCGGUGAAGUUGCUCACAGUGAAGAUGGUACUGGUGCUAAGGGGUUUCUCUCCACAGCUGUCAAUGGGCUUCGGCUAUCGAAAACGAUCUGUACUCCCGGAGAAGUAAGAGACAUACGACCACUUCACGGGAAGGGCUCGUCACAAAAGAAAAUGGUUAUUGCAAAUCAUAGUCCAAAUCAGACUGUCUUUGAAAAGUCAUCGGAAGGAUAUUCGUGUGUCUCAGUGCAUUUCACCCAACAGAAAGCAACCGCAUUAGAUUGUGAAGCUGCGAAUGGUGAUUGUAAACCAGAGAUGUCAGAAACUAAGCUUAAUUCUGAUCCAGAGUAUAUGAAGCUUACGGAUAGGACAUCUGCAUGUUUACCAUCCUUCCCAAAUGUAGAUUACCAAAGAAAUAGCAAUGGACAGUUGGAAAGACCAAAUUUACAGAUAAACAAAAACCAUGCUAUUUUACAAAGAAGUAUUUCAUUAGGAGGAACUUACCCAAAUGUUUCCUGUUUAUCCAGCCUUAAGCACAAUUGUUCUAAAGGGGGACCAUCUCAAUUACUCAUAAAGUUUGCAUCUGGAAAUGAAGGUAAAGUUGAUAAUUUACCAAGUGACAGCAGCAGACGUUUCACAAAUGAACUAUCUAAAUCUUCGAAGCAUUCUUGUAAGACAAGAGAUGAUUUUCUAGGUCAAGUGGAUGUUCCUCUUUACCCAUUACCGACAGAAAAUCCAAGAAUGGAGAGACCAUAUACAUUUAAGGAUUUUGUUCUUCACCCAAGAAGUCAUAAAUCAAGAGUUAAAGGUUAUCUGAGAUUAAAAAUGACUUAUUUACCUAAAACCAGUGGCUCAGAAGAAGAUAACGAAGAACAGGCUGAGGAAUUAGAGCCUGGCUGGGUUGUUUUGGACCAACCAGAUGCUGCUUGCCAUUUGCAGCAGCAACAAGAACCUUCUCCUCUACCUCCAGGCUGGGAAGAGAGACAAGAUAUUCUUGGAAGGACCUACUACGUAAACCAUGAAUCUAGAAGAACGCAGUGGAAAAGACCAACCCCUCAGGACAACCUAACAGAUGCUGAGAAUGGUAACAUUCAACUGCAAGCACAGCGUGCAUUUACCACCAGGCGGCAGAUAUCUGAGGAAACAGAAAGUGUUGACAACCGAGAGUCUUCCGAGAAUUGGGAAAUUAUAAGAGAAGAUGAAGGCAUCUUGUAUAGCGAUCGGGCCUUCUCAUCACCUCCACCAUCAAGCAACUCGGAUGUUCAGACUCACCUUGCAGAAGAAUUGAAUGCCUUACUUACUGUUAGUGGAAAUUCAGCCGCUGGCCAGCCAGUAUCCAGCUCAAAUCAUUCCAGCAGAAGAGGCAGCUUACAAGCCUACACUUUUGAGGAACAGCCUGCACUUCCUGUGCUUUUGCCUACUUCAUCUGGAUUACCACCAGGUUGGGAAGAAAAACAAGAUGAAAGAGGAAGAUCUUAUUAUGUAGAUCACAAUUCCAGAACCACUACGUGGACAAAGCCCACUGUACAGGCCACAGUGGAGACCAGUCCGCUGCCAGCAAGCCAGAGUUUUUCUGCAAGCCCUCAACCACAGGUCCCCACAAGUGAUUCGGCACAGCAGGUGACUCCGCCGGCUGAAAUGGAGCAAGGGUUCCUUCCCAAAGGCUGGGAAGUCCGGCAUGCACGAAACGGGAGGCCUUUCUUUAUUGACCACAACACCAAAACCACCACCUGGGAAGAUCCAAGACUGAAAAUUCCAGCUCAUCUGAGAGGAAAGACAUCACUAGAUUCUUCCAAUGACCUUGGACCUUUACCUCCAGGAUGGGAAGAAAGAACCCACACAGAUGGAAGAAUCUUCUACAUAAAUCACAAUAUAAAAAGAACACAAUGGGAAGAUCCUCGGUUGCAGAAUGUAGCAAUAACUGGACCAGCAGUGCCCUACUCCAGGGAUUACAAAAGAAAGUAUGAGUUCUUCCGAAGAAAGUUGAAGAAGCAGAAUGACAUUCCAAACAAGUUAGAAAUGAAACUUCGCCGAGCAACUGUUCUCGAGGACUCUUACAGGAGGAUUAUGGGUGUCAAGAGAGCGGACUUCCUCAAGGCUCGACUCUGGAUUGAGUUUGAUGGUGAAAAAGGAUUAGAUUACGGAGGAGUCGCCAGAGAGUGGUUCUUCCUGAUCUCGAAGGAAAUGUUUAACCCUUAUUACGGGUUGUUUGAAUAUUCUGCUACGGAUAAUUAUACCCUACAGAUAAAUCCAAAUUCUGGAUUGUGUAAUGAAGAUCACCUCUCCUACUUCAAGUUUAUUGGCCGGGUAGCUGGAAUGGCAGUUUAUCAUGGCAAACUAUUGGAUGGUUUUUUCAUCCGCCCAUUUUACAAGAUGAUGCUACACAAACCAAUAACACUUCAUGAUAUGGAAUCAGUGGAUAGUGAAUAUUACAAUUCACUAAGAUGGAUUCUUGAAAAUGAUCCAACAGAACUGGACCUCAGGUUUGUCAUAGAUGAAGAACUUUUUGGACAGACACAUCAGCAUGAGUUGAAAGUUGGUGGAUCAGAAAUAGUUGUCACCAAUAAGAACAAAAAGGAAUAUAUUUACCUUGUAAUACAAUGGCGAUUUGUGAAUCGAAUCCAGAAGCAAAUGGCUGCUUUUAAAGAGGGAUUUUUUGAACUAAUACCACAGGAUCUCAUCAAAAUUUUCGAUGAAAAUGAGCUCGAGCUUCUUAUGUGUGGGUUGGGAGAUGUCGAUGUGAACGACUGGAGAGAACACACCAAGUACAAAAAUGGCUACAGCGUCAAUCAUCAAGUCAUCCAGUGGUUUUGGAAGGCUGUUUUAAUGAUGGAUUCAGAAAAAAGAAUAAGAUUACUUCAGUUCGUCACUGGCACGUCUCGAGUGCCUAUGAAUGGAUUUGCCGAACUAUAUGGCUCAAAUGGACCACAGUCUUUUACAGUUGAACAGUGGGGUACCCCUGAAAAGCUGCCAAGAGCCCAUACGUGCUUUAAUCGACUGGACUUGCCACCCUAUGAAUCAUUUGAAGAAUUAUGGGAUAAACUUCAGGUGGCAAUUGAGAACACUCAGGGUUUUGAUGGAGUUGAUUAGAUUACAAGUCACAAUCUAGGGUGUUUUACUGCCACGUUUUUAUAAGCAACAUCUUGACUUAAAAUUUUCCGGGGAACUACUAAAACUUAGCCAUUGAUUCUUCCCAGAUAUUGGAGAAAAUCACAUAAAUGCUUUAGGAGAAAUAGUGUGACGACUUUACCAGUAUUUCAUCCCCUUUAAAAGAAUGUGUUGCAUUUACACAGUGGUUUCAUUCUAUCUUUAGAGUUCACACUCCAGGACCUAAGUCCUUUGUGCCUGAAAUAGUGAAUGUGUCCUUAACAUUUACCUCUUGUCCAGUAUUCACCAGGCAGUCCUUCCUUAAACUACUGAGAUGAUAACUGUGAAAUAUUUGUGAUAAGUGUCAUGUGUGAAGAGUUCGAUGCUUUUUGAGAAGGAAAACCCACAUUUGGAAAAGGAGACUUAAAUAUUGAGUGAACUACACUAUAUUUAGUGCUGCCUACAGUUAUUUAUUACUCUGUAGACCUGUCUAAUGCACCUUACUGCCCAGAUUUUUGGAACAACCUUGGAAAGUGUGUUACUAUAUUUUUAGUCAACUGACUCACUGGCAAUAACAAGAACAAAAAUUGUUUACUUCUUCAUUUUAAAAGUAUUUGGUUUUUGUUAAUAUGUGGUUUUGCUCAACAAAGUGGUGUAUAAGACGUGAAGCAAAUUCAGAUUUGCAGAGGGUGGAAAGUAUUAACACCCUCCUCUUGCCGCCAUAUCCUUAUGGUUCAUCGGAGUAGUCAUCACUCUCAUGUUGUAGUUUAGUUCAAAGAAUUCCUUCUUCCCACAGUGAGCUAAAGCUCCACAAAGCAGUAUUUCUAAGUAUGUCUCGAAGAGCUAAGUUCAAUGUAUAGUACUUGCCUUUACUAGACAUUCUUUACACUUGCACAAUUAUGUAGUAACUCUAUGUUUACAGGGUUUAUUAUGUUUACACAUGAAGCUAAUUCCUGUAGUUGCCCUUUUAUAUUUUUAGUAUGUCACUUUAGUCAUAAAACCAAAUAAUUUGUUAAAAAGUAACCAAAGAAUAGCUAUAAUACAUAAUUUGUAUUAAAUUUAUUACCACAUUUCUUAUGCUUUUUAAAAAAAUAUACUGUUUACUUUGAAAGUGAUGAUGUUUUGCUAUAACUCCCAAACUCUUUAGCAAAAUGUUACAGAUAGAAUCCUACUUGAAUCAAAUUCAAGUACCUGAAAACCACCUCCAUCCAACAAACGUGUAUUAAAUGUCUGCUGUGCACAUAGCACUGUGCGAGGCCCUGGGUGAGAGUCAUCAGCUCCCAAGAAAUCUAGCUCAGCCCUCAUCCACAGGGAACUUACCAGCGUGUGAAAGCGUUUUUAAACCAUCAGCGUAGGGGUGAGCAGAACAAGGCGAAAGGGAACGUGUCUCAGUGUGCCGGCCAGGUAGUGCGCCAAGACUGUGUUUCUAUUGGAAUGAUGCUAUAGAAAACGCUCUUGCGAAAAGUUAAACCUGUUUCUCAGUAUGGUAUCUUGGGGAUUUAGGAAUCAUUGUAAAUAUCAUAUAAGUGUUAUGAAUCCUCUUAAAUACGUAUAUGUACAUAUCCUCUGA